Molecule: messenger RNA, 1818 nt
Organism: Trichoderma harzianum CBS 226.95
Lineage: Eukaryota; Fungi; Ascomycota; Sordariomycetes; Hypocreales; Hypocreaceae
Exons: 6
Coding region: 158-1675 (505 amino acids)
Biological process (GO): regulation of DNA-templated transcription; DNA-templated transcription
Cellular component (GO): nucleus
Molecular function (GO): DNA binding; zinc ion binding; DNA-binding transcription factor activity, RNA polymerase II-specific
Source: RefSeq, a predicted model, not a curated record
CUGCGCUUGUUAAUUACUUGCCUGUGUGUGACCCUCUUUUAACUCACUCAUUUACUGUAGCACUUCCAAGACACUCUUUCUGCACUACAGCAGCUACUGGAUUUGUCUCGGCACAUUCUUUUGGGUCUUCAACUGUUGUUUUCGUUCGAUUCAAGCAAUGAGCGCGGAGAAUGAGGGUCGUGUGAUUAUUCCUCGCACGCGCCCAUCAUGUUCACAGUGUCAAAGGUCAAAGAAGCGAUGCGACCGAGAGAAGCCCCGAUGCUCUGCAUGUGUGCGAUAUGGGAGAGAAUGCAUCUAUACUAGCACCGUGGGCAUCGUGGAAAAUGACCAACCCACAACACUUGCCCCAUCUAGAUCGCCGUCGAAAGUUGCUCAAGAGAAUGAAGAAAACUUUCCUGUAGUGUUCUUCCUUGACUCUGUUCUUUUUCAGCGCUCCUUGAAUCGGUUACCAGAACUAGAAUUAAGCCUCGGCGAUCCGCUCUUGAGCUACAUUGGUCACGAUUCGUCUGAUAGAGCAUUUGUAAGCAAAUACUUUACAACUAUUCAUCCAGCGAUACCAUUUUUAUCGAAGAGAGGGUUUAAAGAGAGAGUUUUAAAUCCGUUGGCUCCUCAGCGACCAGCAAACACACUUCUUGUUGCUUCAAUGAAGCUAUUGGCAACUCCAUUAGAAGAUGAGGGGCCACGAUGUGGUGCCUAUUAUGCGAUAAAAAACAGCCUACUAGAAGCCGAACACUCAUGUGUUUUGGAAUUGCGCGUACUACAAGCCAUCAUCCUCGUUGCUGUAUACGAGAUUGGGCACUCUAUUUACCCUGCGGCAUACUUAACGGUGGGCUAUUGUAUACGGUAUGGGACUGCGUUGGGCAUUCACAGAGCAGUGGAGCAGUAUUCAGAAGAGACCUUCAGUAUUACCGAGUCCGAAGAGCGACGUAGAAGCUGGUGGACCAUAUUGGUCUUAGAUCGUUUUAUAAGCCUUGGUAGCGCCGACAGAGCCUUUCUCACACCAGAUCCCAGCAGUAACAGCUUGUUACCUAUUGACGACACGAUAUGGGAGGAAAAUGGAGAGACCGAUGCUCCGGUACGCAGGCUCUUUGAGCCACCGACCACGUCAAUGGGCCGCUUCUCCUUGACUGCGCAAGCCGCAGUCCUUCUGGGUAGGGUGUUUCGUAGCAUACAUGAGUUCCCUGUUUCAGAAGAGUUUUGGCAAAACGAUGUUAAAGUAUUAGAUAAUACUCUCGUCGCAUUGACAAAUGUUUCGUUGGAAGAGGGUCGCUUUCGUGGCAUUGCCGUGUGUAGCCCUUCAACUAUCUGCUAUAGUGCACGAUUGCUUCUACAUGAUAAAGAAAGAUAUGCACCUGGCAAAAAGCCACUCGCUUCAACAGAUAACUUCAUAUCACAAGAUUUCAAGCAUGAGAUUGCUGUUGGUAUGCUUGGAUUAGCUAAUACAAUAAUCGCCACGAACAGCUGUGCCGCGGAGGAAAUCACGCCGCUUUGUUUAGAGGCGAUUUAUCGGGGAGCAGUACUAUACGCUCAAGAAUAUUCGAGAACAGGCGAUCCCAGCACUGCAGCAUCAUGUAACGCUAUCAAAGACGCUCUGAGCAUAAUUAGCAAGAGAUGGAGGGCGGCCGCAUUCUAUGUUCAAUUAAUUGAUGCACGAAUGGUAACUGGUAUCUUAUAGCUUUCCAUGUCUGGACGUAUGUAGUAUAUUUCGGUCCUAUGCCUAGAUGAGAGCUUUCCACAAUGAAACGUUUGAAGCAAUACAAUUGGGGAGUAAGAGCUGUAUAGAGAUGUCUAUUAAAUCUAAUUGAAACUGUCUAUGAG